UAUGAAAAAAAUCUGACCAAUCGAUAACAGGCGCUUCCAAGCGCAUGGUCAUGGUAUAUUAAAUGAUACUCGUUACAGACAUGCAGCAGAACUAUCCUUCCUACUUUCUCGAUGGAUGAAAAUAAUCCCUCUCGGAAGACGCCCAGGGGAUGGUUGAAACCACGUCGUUCAGACCCUCAUCUGGUACAGGAGAGAGGCACGAGGGCAGCCAGUCGAGAUCCGUCCUCUCUCCCUGCUUCAAGCCAUGGGUUUCAUGAACAAUUUUCAGGCUUGGUUCCCAAGUUCGUCAGCAAAGUGACCAAGCGCUUCGGUCGAGGCGCUAGGCAGUCUCCCAACCCUGAACCCACAGCUGCAAGUUCCAGCUCACAGGACAUCCAACAUGUUCAGUCAAACAAGGAUCUCACUGUUCCUACCCUCGAACCGAAUCCUGAGCAGUCUUCCAAUUCGGGUAUUGCAGAAGCCGAGCAUCUUGACCUGAAAUUUGUGAACGAAAGAAUUGCCGAAGUUACCAAAGGUGUUGCAGACAUCGGCCAGGUCCCAACAAUAGUCCAAGAAACUUCUUCCGCGAUCAACAACCUACCAUCUGUUUCUACUAUGAUCGAUACCACAAUCGACAACUUCUCCGCGUUUCUUCGACCCUUGAAGGCGUUCAACUCCAUCGCCAACUCUAUUGCAAAUGUUUAUCCCUACGCGAAGGUUGCAUUGAGUAUCUUCACUUGCGCAUCCAAGAUGAUUCUCGAUCAGGCGGAACGUGAUGUUGCCGUUUCUACUCUACUCUCAAAAAUAUCUGAAGUCUAUACAUUCAUCACGGAAGAGGAGGAAUUGACCAAGAUUGAAUCUAUGGUAGCGAUAUAUGAGAAGAUAGCGCACCAGACUUUAGAGUGCGCUGAUUUUAUUAGCCAUUACUCUGAGACGAAGAGCGCCUGGAAAAGGCUUGGCAAGCACAUUUUCGACGAGACGGAUGCAACGAUUCAGAGCUACAACAACGUUCUCGACGGUCUCAUGCAGCAAUUCCGAGACAGGGCGGCUCGCGACACCGUUGUAAUCGUCCGCCAUAUGGCUGAGAGUCUGGACCUCGUAGGGAUGGAGUCCGCGGCGGGCGCCGGAUUGAAUUCGUCCAAAUGUUGUUUGCCAAACACUCGGAAAGACAUUCUGAGUGAUAUUCAGAAUUGGAUCAGCAGCACUGAGGAGGGCGCUCCUUGCGUGUUUUGGUUGUCUGGCACAGCAGGCAAGGGUAAAUCGGCCAUUGCCCAUACAAUAGCGAAGUGGUAUAUCGAAAACGGUGGUCUUGGCUCAUGCUUCUGCUUCGAUCGUACUCGGCAAGCGGGUAGACGUCAGGACAAAAUAUUCACGACCGUCGCAAGGGAAUUGGGGGACUGCAACCCUAUCGUGCGACAAGCCUUGGCGCAGGCAGUUCGUGAUCACGACGGACUCGAGCGCACACCGGAUAUCACAAAACAAUGGCAGGAACUCAUCGUUGAACCGAUAAGUAUAGCCUCAAAAGCGAUGGCUGCACCCGUCCUGAUUGUCAUUGAUGCAUUGGACGAGAGCGGGGAAGCUAAUUCUCGCGAACAAAUUCUUUGUCUGCUCGCUGGCAAACUGAACACUUCUACCUCACAUUUAUCUGAACUCCCACCCAACUUCCGCAUUCUCCUCACUUCCCGCCCACUUGAAGACAUUCAUAACACUCUGCACGCCGCCCCACAUGUUUGCCAUGUUUCCCUGGAUAACGUCCCAUCUGAAUUCACAAAGCUCGACAUUCAGCUGUAUAUCUCCCACAAGCUGGAAGACCUGCGCUUGCGUCGCAUCCUCAACGAUGCGCACUUCAAGGAUCUGGCUCUGAAAUCUGACGGCCUGUUUGAAUGGGCUUGUCUCGCCUGUGAGUACAUCAAAGCUACGAACAAAGUGAGCGUGGGUCCGAAAUCAUGCCGGAGGACGAGCGCGGGGAAGCUAUCCCGGUGUUUUGCUCAGUGAUGGGGCAAAUCCUCGCCUCGUUGGAACCACUCUCCAUGCCUGCGUUGAUCGCCAUGCGAUUGCAUUUUCCCGAAGAGAGCGAUUACGAAAUGGACCGGGUCCUUGGGCCACUAGGGUCCCUUUUGACCAGCACCUCAGAUUCCGAUUCUCCCAUACAUCCCCUCCACGCAUCCUUCUAUGACUUUCUCACAGACAAAUCACGGAGCCAUGACUUCUUCGUUGAUCCAUCAGCAGUACAAAGAGAUCUUGCCUUUGCCUCGCUUCGAGUCAUGGACUCAGA
Molecule: messenger RNA, 2254 nt
Organism: Suillus bovinus
Lineage: Eukaryota; Fungi; Basidiomycota; Agaricomycetes; Boletales; Suillaceae
Exons: 10
Coding region: 112-1974 (620 amino acids)
Source: RefSeq, a predicted model, not a curated record